Spinacia oleracea (spinach) is the source of this 618-nucleotide messenger RNA. RefSeq lists its product as uncharacterized. The transcript has 2 exons. The record is from RefSeq and is a predicted model, not a curated record. Bases 1 to 618 code for a protein of 205 amino acids. NCBI's taxonomy places the organism in Eukaryota, Viridiplantae, Streptophyta, Magnoliopsida, Caryophyllales, Amaranthaceae.
AUGUCUCAUUACUUUGUGAAAACAGUUUAUGAGAAAAUCAUUGGACCAAAACGUGUGAUUCAGUGGGAUAAUAUGGUGUGGAAUAGGCUGAAUAUCCCUAAGCAUAGAUUCAUAUGUUGGUUGGCAGUGCAAGACAGGCUUCAAACCACUGCAAAAUUGGCAAGAUUUGGUGUUAGUAAUACUGCAAGUUCCCUGAUUUGUGGACAAGCUGAUGAAGAUCAUAAGCAUCUGUUCUUUGCUUGUCCCUAUAGCAGCAGAUGCAUUAGUGCUCUCAAAGCUUGGUUAGGGAUUACUUAUUCCACUGGUAACCUGAAGCAGCUCAUGAGGUGUAUUGCUCAUGGCAGAAUGUCAAAGUUUAGAAGGCAGGUUGGCUUUGCAAUGCUAGCUGCUGCAGUGUAUGUUGUUUGGUCAAGUAGGAAUGGUUGUUUUUGGAAUGCUUCCUUUCCAACUGUUCAGAAUAUGGUAGCUAGAGUUAAGCAAAAUGUUAGAGAUCGAAUUUUGGUUGUUUUACCUAAACAUGUAUCUAGGAGAGAUAGCUUGUGGUUUGCUACUCUCAAGCAAUUUCGUGCAGUCAAGCAGCAACAACUGCAGCAACAACUAACUGCAUCAGCCUUCUAG